Suillus plorans is the source of this 1497-nucleotide messenger RNA. RefSeq lists its product as uncharacterized. The record is from RefSeq and is a predicted model, not a curated record. Gene Ontology annotation, biological process: RNA processing. Gene Ontology annotation, molecular function: ribonuclease III activity. Lineage: Eukaryota; Fungi; Basidiomycota; Agaricomycetes; Boletales; Suillaceae. The transcript is spliced from 6 exons. Bases 94 to 1236 code for a protein of 380 amino acids.
CCCACUCUGACCACGCAACACAACCACCAUCUUGAGCCACGAAGAUCUUUUUCGAUUCACCUCGGACAAACAUUGCACAUCUUAUAAUUAUUAAUGUCUCUGCCUCCUCGUCUUCGUGGCCACAGUGUUGCACUUUUCGCCAUGGAAUCAACGCCUGAACCUGGCCUCGGAAUGCCACAUAAUACCCUCAAACGAAAUCGUUCACAGACCAUCGAUGCAAUGCCAGAGGAGCUACCUGACCUUCCAAAGCUUACAGGGCAUAUUAUUCUUGAAGUCUUCACUCACAGAUCUCUCCGACUGGCGUGCAAUGCCCAGUUUCGUGACAACGAGCGAUUGGCAGUCCUUGGCCACAAUCUUUUAGAGAUGAUGACAACACAACUACUUUUCUUCCGAAAACCCAAGCUUACAGUGCAUCAAAUUGAGGUACAACGAGCACAACUCUUGACUGACGAAACGAUUGAUAUCUGGUCAAAACUGUACCGGCUGCGAGAGGAGCUUCGUUGUGACCCCAGGUGUCUACAAUCACUCCAGACUCCCGAGGAAGGGCGCCUAAUAUUCAAUGCCUAUCUGGGAGCCGUGUUCCUCGAGCACGGGCUCCAGACAGUGCACGAGUGGAUAGGCGGCCUCCUUCGACUGUCCACUACGAUACUGAACGACAAUCGCGAUAUGGAUGUUGAUAUUGCCUCGAUAACUUCGAAACCCUCGUCACCUGCUCCCACCUCAAAACGAAUUAAAGUAGAAGAGCCUUCUGCUCCUCCACCACCGUUACCAUCAUUUCCUCCUCCACCAGUUUACCAACUGCCAUCACGUUUUUCGCCUCACCAGCCGCCCCCACAAACACGAUUCUCGGUACAACCACUGCCACCACCACUUAUACACCCGCGGACCAAUUUUUCGCAAUUACCUCAACCUACUCAUUAUAAUCCGUAUUCAAGUUUGCGGCCACCUCUGGCUCGGCCCCCGUCUCCCCCAAGGAUCUCACCUCCAAAUCCGCUGGCCCCGGCUCAACCUCACCUUGCAUUCCUACCACUGUUCAAUCAAACAGCUCAUCAACGUGGUGUGAGCGUCAGUUACCCAGCGUCACUAGUGGGUCCUCCCCAUGCCGGAAAAUGGAACGUGACUUGCGUUGUUGAUGGGAUCGAGAAGGGUAAAGGAUGCAGCGACACUAAGCAGCAAGCUAAAGAACAAGCUGCAAGACAGGCUUACUACGAAAUGGGAUGGGCACCUCGAGGUUAGCGCCAUCAGAUGCAGGGGUACUAGGCGUUUCUCAUAGCAGUGCUAUUCGGGCAAGUUCCAACCACGGACUCUUACCGGAGCAUAUGGCUGUGUGCCCGAACAGCACUAUUAUAAGAUAUAUGACUUGUCUGACGUCCUGUGUUCCGGCAGUUUUGUAGGAACGGAGUGGCGAACAGAGGAGUUAUCUGUAUGAGCAUUACAUAGUAGGGACCAACGUGACCAUGGUGGAUGGAGUCUAAUUAUUAUCUUGUUCGCGUCAGG